Messenger RNA from Mesoplodon densirostris (Blainville's beaked whale), 1024 nucleotides. It is a transcript of the gene ZNF428, whose product is annotated as zinc finger protein 428. Lineage: Eukaryota; Metazoa; Chordata; Mammalia; Artiodactyla; Ziphiidae. The transcript has 3 exons. The coding region runs from base 393 to 998 and encodes 201 amino acids. The record is from RefSeq and is a predicted model, not a curated record.
GCUGCGGACUGUACCAAGUAAACCCGGACAGCGAGGGGCAAGGCCCGGAACCCCCUGCUCGAGCCUUGUCGAUGGCCCGACUCAGCCCCUCUUCCCACUAUGCUACAGGAAUGGUCUAUCUCGCCGCGCAAGCGCCCUAGGCUCUUCACGCCCCUCGCACUCCCUCCUACCCCACUUGCAGCGCAGGCGCAAAGCCGGGGCGUGCAGCCGCUGCCGCCGAGCCGGAGCUGGGGCCGCCAGCGCCGGUGAGUGUCCGGGAUGGAGCAUCCCUCUCUACCUGCUGACAUCCUGCAUCAGAGGACUUGUGGCCGACGUGUGGCUGUGGAAAGCUGGCCAGGGAGGGACACUGCCCAGCUGCUGCUAGCUCCUGUCUCCUGUCCCCUCCCCUGGCCAUGACAGAAACCCGUGAGCCGGCUGAGACUGGGGGCUACGCCAGCCUGGAGGAAGACGAUGAGGACCUCUCUCCAGGCCCCGAGCAUUCCUCUGACUCCGAAUAUACUCUCUCAGAGCCGGACUCCGAAGAGGAAGAAGAUGAGGAGGAGGAGGAAGAGGAGACCACUGAUGAUCCCGAAUAUGACCCCGGCUACAAGGUGAAGCAGCGCCUGGGGGGGGGCCGGGGGGGCCCAUCCCGCCGGGCCCCCCGUGCAGCCCAGCUCCCGGGCCCCCCAGCCCAGCCCUGCCAGCUCUGUGGCCGCUCCGCCCUUGGGGAGGCCCCACCGGGCACCCCGCCUUGCCGGCUCUGCUGCCCCGCUACAGCCCCCCAGGAAGCGCCAGCUCCUGAAAGUAGGGCCCUCGGGGAGGAAGAGGAGGAGCCGCCUCGGGCUGGGGAGGGCCGACCAACUGGGAGGGGGGAGGAGGGGGAGGGGGAGGAGGAGGAGGGGGAGGGGGAGGAGGAGGAGGAGGGCGGCGCCUACCACUGUACCGAGUGCGAGGAUUCCUUUGACAACCUCGGGGAGCUGCACGGGCACUUCAUGCUGCAUGCCCGGGGUGAGGUGUAGGCAGCGCCCCGACCUAGGGAGCUUGG